Messenger RNA from Venustampulla echinocandica, 1092 nucleotides. RefSeq lists its product as uncharacterized. The transcript has 4 exons. The coding region runs from base 1 to 1092 and encodes 363 amino acids. Lineage: Eukaryota; Fungi; Ascomycota; Leotiomycetes; Helotiales; Pleuroascaceae. Gene Ontology annotation, biological process: purine nucleoside catabolic process. Gene Ontology annotation, cellular component: cytosol. The record is from RefSeq and is a predicted model, not a curated record. Gene Ontology annotation, molecular function: purine nucleosidase activity.
AUGGGAAAUAUGACACCUUCAUCUGACAAGAUCCCGCUGUGGAUAGAUUGUGAUCCAGGUCAUGACGAUGCCUUUGCCAUACUCCUCGCUGCUUAUCAUCCAUCUAUGGAGCUUCUGGGCGUCAGCACCGUGCACGGAAAUAGCUCAUUGGUAAACACAACCUACAAUGCUUUGAAUGUGUUAGAGGCCAUUGGGAAAUCGAAUAUUCCUGUCAUCCCCGGUGCUUCACAGCCGUUCUGCCGACCGUCCGCCACAGCAGAAGCUUUCCAUGGUGCCAGUGGAUUAGAAGGUACAGAGCUACUGCCUAAGUCAGCACGCUCUGUCUUCGGACGAUAUAAUGCGAUCGAAGAGAUGCGGAAGGUACUGAUGGCAACCCAGGAGAAAACAGCGUGGCUUGUAGCCAUUGGGCCAUUAACAAAUGUUGCACUUCUAUUCGCCACGUACCCUGAGGUAGCAACGCAUAUUAAAGGACUCAGUGUCAUGGGAGGGGCCAUCGGAAAUAACUUCGCCCAAGUGUCACUAGGUCCCAGUGCCGUUGAGAAUGGCGGCACAACCCUUCCUCAAGGUGGCGUCACUCCAUAUGCUGAGUUUAACAUCUGGUGCGACCCAGAGUCUGCACGGGGUGUAUUCCAGAAUCCGAUGCUCCGUCCCAAGACUGUUCUUAUCCCGCUGGAUCUGACGCAUCAAGCAUGCGCCGUGGCCGAAGUACGACAGAAGUUACUAAACGGAGAGCACGGUGCAACACGCCUACGAAUGAUGUUCCACGAGCUUAUCAUGUUUUAUGGAAGUUCUUACGCAAAUGACACCGAAAUUAAAACUGGCCCGCCACUGCAUGAUGCGCUCGCUGUUGCGGCUUUGCUGUUCAGUCAUGCUGACUCUACGCUCAAUAUUGAUAUCUUGGAUAAUGGCCAAGAAAAGUGGAACAUCGACGUUGUUCUAGAAGGCGAGCAAAUUGGGAGGACAGUGAUUGUGCCAUCGACCGGACAAGGUUCAAUAGUCCCAAGGAGUAUGGAUAUGGACAAGUUCUGGAAAGUGCUCGGCCAGUGUAUGGCACGAGCAGACAAGGUAACUGGCUAUCAAUCGGUGCCUUAA